Leptopilina boulardi is the source of this 898-nucleotide messenger RNA. It is a transcript of the gene mRRF1, whose product is annotated as ribosome-recycling factor, mitochondrial. Gene Ontology annotation, biological process: translation. Lineage: Eukaryota; Metazoa; Arthropoda; Insecta; Hymenoptera; Figitidae. Gene Ontology annotation, cellular component: mitochondrion. Bases 57 to 878 code for a protein of 273 amino acids. The record is from RefSeq and is a predicted model, not a curated record. Gene Ontology annotation, molecular function: ribosomal large subunit binding. The transcript is spliced from 2 exons.
AAUCUAAAUAACAAAUCUAACCAAAAGUUGUGAAGAAUCUUAUUAAUGAAUUAAUCAUGAAGAAUUUGAAGAAAUUAAGUCCUUUAUUUUACAUGGUAUGUAAUAGAUCAAUUCACUAUUUACCAAAAUUUAAUGGACAUUCUAACAAAUUAAUUGUCAAUGAUAAUUAUUUUAAUGGACAAAAUAUUAUUUUGAAAUCCAACAAUAUUAACAAUAGUCAAUGUAAAUAUUUGUCAAUAAUUAAUGUACUUAAUAAUAAAACUGGCAAAAAACCGAAAAAAUUAUCAAAAGAACAAAUUUCUAAAGUGAAACUCGAUUUACGUGAAGUUGAUCAAUUUUUGAAUUCAGAGAUAAUAAUAAUUGAAAUGAAAAAUAUUGUUGAACAUAUGAAAAGUGAUUUUAGAAAAAAUUUAACAAUACGUACAAAUAUUGGUUCAAUUGAAGAAUUAAUUGUUGAUUUUGAAGGGAAAAAAUAUCAAUUACAAGAAUUAGUGCAAAUUGCAAGAAAAACAAAUUUUGUUAUUAUUAAUGCAAUUGCAUUUCCACAAGCAAUACCACAAAUUCUUGAAACAAUUAAUAAAAGUGGAAUGAAUUUAAAUCCACAACAGGAUGGCACUAAAAUUUCCAUGCCACUUCCAAAAGUCACCAAAGAUCAUAGAGAAGAAUUGUCCAAAAGUGCAAAAGCAAUGUUUAUUAAAUGUCGAAAUAAUAUUAAAGCAGUUGGUAAUAAACAUCUUAAAUCAUUAGAAGAUGAUAAACACAUCACAAAGGAAAUAAAUAAUAGAUUAAAACACAACAUUGAUAUGUUAGCCGAGAAGCACAUACAAGAAGCGGAAGAUAUAUUUAAUUCUAAAAAUACAGAAUUAUUGGGCUCCUAAAUAAAACCGUUAGUAUUUAA